CUAUUGGGCUGUUGGUUGCAAAUGGGGCCCAUAUUCUACAUACUGAUAGCAUUGCCGUGUACAAUAGGGGCAAUAGCACUGGCCCUUCGCCACAUUUAUAACCAUUUACUGAAUUAUACUGAGCCAACAUAUCAGAGAUACAUUGUCCGCAUUAUCUUUAUGGUUCCAGUAUAUGCAUUGAUGUCUUUCUUGUCCUUGAUCCUGAAUAAACAUGCAAUUUACUUCAAUUCAAUCCGAGAAAUAUAUGAAGCUUGGGUCAUUUAUAAUUUCCUUUCACUAUGCUUAGCAUGGGUAGGUGGUCCAGGUGCUGUUGUGCUAAGUUUAACUGGAAAAGUUCUGAAACCCAACUGGUGUCUAAUGACAUGCUGCUUCCCCCCAAUGGCAUUGGAUGGACGCUUUAUACGAAGGUGCAAACAAGGGGGUUUGCAAUUUGUGAUCCUUAAACCCAUCCUAGUCACAAUUACGUUGAUACUAUAUGCAAAAGGGAAGUAUGAAGACGGGAAUUUCAAUCCAAGGCAAUCCUAUCUCUACCUCACCAUAAUCUACACGAUAUCAUACUCUGUGGCACUUUAUGCCUUGGCCUUGUUUUAUGUGGCAUGCAAAGAUUUGCUGAAGCCUUUCAAUCCAGUGCCCAAGUUUAUCAUAAUCAAAUCUGUCGUAUUUCUUACAUAUUGGCAGGGUGUGCUGGUUUUUCUUGCAGCCAAAUCCAAGUUAAUCAAAGAUACAGAGGAUGCUGCAGAAUUUCAAAAUUUCAUAAUUUGUGUUGAAAUGCUAAUUGCUGCAGUUGGCCAUCUUUACGCUUUUCCUUACAAAGAAUAUGCUGGUGCCAAUAUUGGUGGGAAUCGUGGCUUUGCAGCAAGCUUUGCACAUGCUUUGAACAUCAGUGACUUUUACCAUGAUACAGUACACCAGUUUGCUCCUACCUAUCAUGAUUAUGUGCUCUACAACCACGGUGAUGGUGACGAAGGAACUACAAAGUACAGGGCUCGCACUUUUGUUCCGACUGGCCCAGAAAUGGAUACAGUCAGAAGAAACAAAGGCAACCUUGGGAACAAAGACGAGUUAAAUUCACCAUCUUCAGUCGGUACUACUCAAAAUUUUGGCGGGAAUCAGGAGACUCCGAACUCAGACGCCUUAGGUUCCUCAUCGUUGAUCAGGAGCGAAGCAAAUUCUGCUAAUUUGCCUUAUGACCUUUCCCUUAUGGAUGUAGACCUUUCUAAUUAUCCAAAAAAGGUACCUGCUGCUAAUGAAGCUGGGAAACGAUGACAUGUAUGACGUUGUGAUCCAAGUGCUUGUUUUACUAGUUUGCUUUUGACUACAGAAAAUGUACAUUUAGGUUAGUACUAGUAUGUAUUGGGUCAAGCUUUAUACAGUUGUUGUUGGCAUGCCGCAUAGUAAUUGAGGUUUGUGUUGCUUGAA
Molecule: messenger RNA, 1419 nt
Organism: Salvia hispanica
Lineage: Eukaryota; Viridiplantae; Streptophyta; Magnoliopsida; Lamiales; Lamiaceae
Source: RefSeq, a predicted model, not a curated record